Messenger RNA from Coregonus clupeaformis (lake whitefish), 1076 nucleotides. Its product is annotated as proteasome subunit beta type-8-like. The transcript is spliced from 5 exons. The record is from RefSeq and is a predicted model, not a curated record. Gene Ontology annotation, cellular component: proteasome core complex. Gene Ontology annotation, molecular function: threonine-type endopeptidase activity. NCBI's taxonomy places the organism in Eukaryota, Metazoa, Chordata, Actinopteri, Salmoniformes, Salmonidae. Bases 131 to 907 code for a protein of 258 amino acids.
UGAUGCUUGAGCUGGCUAAAUUAUCAUUGGCUCAAAAAACAAUAUACAAGCGCUUUAUAAAAUGGUGCGAAAUAAACAUCACCACAUUCGUGCCUUACCGCUCAAGGAGAUAACACGUACUUCAUAAUUGAUGAACGCCAACAUGACGGGUUUUAUCUUGCUGGUGCUGGGAAUAGGCCUUCUUCAUACAGCAUCUGCUGCCACCCACUCUCUGAAGAACUUUUACACAGCAGCCUCAGGUGAUAUUGGCUUCCCAGAGUUCACUGUGGUGGGUCUGGUAGACAAUACACCGUACAUCUACUUUGACAGCAACACCCAGACUGCAGUCCCCAAGACUGAGUGGAUGAAGAGAGAGGGAGCAGACUACUGGGACCGCAUGACUCAGAUUGGUAUUGGCGCCCAUCAAACCUUCAAAAACAACAUUCAAGUGGCAAAGGAUCGCUUCAACCAGUCUAAGUCCACAGGUACAUGUGCACACAGACAGAUAUACAAGCUGAGGAACAAGGAGAGGAUCUCAGUAUCUGCUGCCUCUAAGCUCCUUGCCAACAUGGUGGUCAACUACAGAGGGAUGGGUCUCUCCAUGGGCACAAUGAUAUGUGGCUGGGACAAGAAGGGUCCUGGGCUGUAUUACGUUGAUGACAAUGGCCUGAGACUGUGUGGAAACAUGUUCUCCACUGGGUCUGGUAACACCUACGCCUAUGGUGUGAUGGACAGCGGCUACCGAUAUGACCUCUCUGUUCCAGAAGCCUAUGAUUUGGCACAGAGGGCCAUCUUUCAUGCUACACACAGAGAUGCUUACUCUGGUGGAACAGUCAACAUGUAUCACAUGAGAGAGACUGGUUGGAUCAAAGUUUCUCAAGAGGAUGUUGGCGACCUGUACCACCGCUUUUACAGUGAGAAGAAGUGAAUCUGGCCCAUUCUAACUAUAUUCAUAGUCACAUCAAUAGCAUACAAUACAUCAUAAGCAUAGUCAAAUAAGUAUGUAAAAUAAUAAGUAUCAUGGAGUCGUGACCUUCUCUCAGGCAAAAUUAAAUGGCAGUCACUGUCCUCAAUAAAAUACUUUUUUUUUUUUUUUU